CUUUGACCCCCGUGUAGAAGAUGGUAUGAUUCAACUGCCGUCCAGUUCUCUUUAGUGUUUGCCAAUGUUGGAGGUGUUACUGGGGUCUGGCCCGCGACAAAGGAAUAGAGCAUGGCUCAAGUAAAAGUACAGACCUCAGCACCCCUGGCUGGUCCUGGCCUCUCUCCCGGAGUCCCUCUGGCGGCCAUGGCCAGCCCAGGACCCCUGGGUCUGCAGCCCUCUGUCAACGGCACAGGCUCGUCCCCCACACCCGCCUGCCCCGCUCCUGCAGCUGGAUUUGGGGACGCUCCUGUGCCUCUCACACCACCAGGUUCGCCCCAGGAGAACAUGGCAAACCCUAAAGAGAAAACUCCAAUGUGUUUGGUGAAUGAGUUAGCCCGUUUCAACCGGAUCCAGCCUCAGUACAAGCUCCUCAGUGAGAGAGGCCCUGCGCACGCUAAGAUCUUCACGGUGCAGCUGACUCUCGGUGAGCAGGUCUGGGAGGCAGAGGGCACCAGCAUUAAAAAGGCCCAGCAUUCCACAGCUGCCAAAGCCCUGGCCGAGAGCGUGCUUCCCAGGCCCAUGCCCCGCUCGCCCAAAGUGGACGUCAACAGCAAUCCAGGCAGCAUAACGCCCACAGUGGAGCUGAACGGUCUUGCCAUGAAGAGAGGAGAGCCGGCCAUCUACAGGCCUUUGGAUCCCAAGCCUUUGCCCAACUACAGAGCUUGCUACAACUUCAGAGGCAUAUUUAACCAAAGGUACCAUUAUCCUAUUCCCAAGAUCUUCUAUGUGCAGCUGUCCGUGGGGAGUCACGAGUUCAUCGGGGAGGGACGCACUCGCCAAGCCGCCAGACACAACGCUGCCAUGAAGGCCCUGCAAGCCCUCCGAAAUAAACCCAUCCCUGAAAGACCGCCACAGGACCCAGAAGAAAAUACAGAGAGCGAGGAAGGCGCCGACGCCAGCAAAUCGGAGAUCAGCCUGGUUUAUGAAAUCGCCCUGAAGAGGAACUUGACCGUCAACUUUGAGGUGUUGAAGGAGAGCGGACCCCCCCAUAUGAAAAGCUUCCUGACCCGCGUCACCGUUGGGGAGUUCUCCGCCGAGGGCGAGGGUAACAGCAAAAAGCUCUCCAAGAAGCGUGCCGCUCUGUCCAUCCUGCAGGACCUGAAGAAGCUGCCCUUCAUCCCGGCCGUGGAGAAACCCAAAACGCACUACAAAAAACGCACCAAGACCAUCCUCAAGACGGGACCGGACUACGGCCAGGGCAUGAACCCCAUCAGCCGCCUGGCCCAGAUCCAGCAGGCCAAGAAGGAGAAAGAGCCUGAAUAUUUGCUGCUUUCUGAGAGAGGGAUGCCCCGACGCAGGGAGUUUAUCAUGCAGGUGAAGGUGAACAGCGAGGUUGCCACGGGGACGGGGCCGAACAAGAAGGUGGCCAAACGGAACGCCGCCGAGGCGAUGUUGCUGCAGCUGGGAUACAAAGCGUCCACGCUCUCUCCGAAUCCCACCGAGAUGGACAACAAAGGCUGGAAUGGACAAAAGGCGCCUUUUACCGAAGCGACGAGCAACACCCAGAAAGGUCUGCUCCACCUCAGCCCCGACGUCUACCAGGAGAUGGAGGCCAGCCGGAAGCAGGGGGGCAGUGCCCCAUCCCCUAACGGCGGCGGCGCCGGUAGCGGCGGCUCCAUCAACUACCUGGCCUCCAAAGACGUGAAUAAUCCAUGUGCCGCGCCACCGGCCCCGGGACACACCCCUCCGUACUACAACGCUCCAUCAUCCUCUCCCGGCCCGGCGAGCACCAUGGCCAGGGAGCUGCUGCUAAACGGCCAGUCGCAGGCGGCCGCUGAUGCUUCUGUGCCGCCGGUGAAGGGGAAGAGUCCGCCCUUGGCCUGUGGUGGGUCUGUGCAACCCGCACAGCAGCUGGAGUACCUGGCUCGCAUCCAGGGCUUCCAGGUGCAGUACAGUGACGCGCAGAGUGGCAAGGAUUUUGUGACCUAUCUGACCCUCUCCCCCGUGCAGAUGACUUUCCAUGGCACUGGGAGCACCCUCCAAGCUAGCCAUGACCAGGCUGCUCUAAGUGCCUUGAAACAGCUGUCGGAGCAGGGACUGGACCCGGUGGACAGCCCUGUCAAGAGCACAGAGGCCUGCGGGAGGGAAGACGGACACUAAACAGACUAACUCAGGCACCACCACCACUCAGGUCUGCACGGAUUCAAAGGCUGUCGUCCAGGAGCUGACAUCCCCGAACCCCCUUUUCUCUCUCUCUCUCUCUCUCUCUCUCGGGCACACAUCCCUUCUAAUCGUCCCCUUGCCUGAGCCCCAAAA
Molecule: messenger RNA, 2298 nt
Organism: Doryrhamphus excisus (bluestripe pipefish)
Lineage: Eukaryota; Metazoa; Chordata; Actinopteri; Syngnathiformes; Syngnathidae
Gene: stau2
Product: staufen double-stranded RNA binding protein 2
Biological process (GO): anterograde dendritic transport of messenger ribonucleoprotein complex; protein localization to synapse; germ cell development
Cellular component (GO): plasma membrane; neuronal cell body; cytoplasmic stress granule
Molecular function (GO): double-stranded RNA binding; mRNA binding
Source: RefSeq, a predicted model, not a curated record